UCCGCGGGAGCGUGCGGCGAUGGAGGGCGCUCUGACUGCCCGCCAGGUAGUAAAUGAAGGAGAUUCAAGCCUUGCCACGGAGCUACAGGAAGAGACUGAGGAAAAUCCUAGCCCUGUUGUGGAUGAGAAUGAUACAGUGCCAACCAAAAAGCAAGGACCGAGCACACAUAAUUGGAGCGGUGACUGGAGCUUCUGGAUCUCGAGUUCCACCUAUAAAGACAGGAAUGAAGAGUACAAACAGCAAUUCACACACCUGCCCGACUCCGAGAAACUGAUAGCAGAUUAUGCUUGUGCCCUUCAGAGGGAUAUUUUGCUUCAGGGGCGGCUGUACCUUUCAGAAAACUGGCUGUGUUUCUAUAGCAACAUCUUCAGAUGGGAAACUACAAUUUCUAUUGCUUUAAAGAAUAUAACCGUUAUGACCAAGGAGAAAACUGCUCGACUCAUCCCAAAUGCUAUCCAGAUCAUCACAGAGGGCGAAAAGUUUUUCUUUACAUCUUUCGGUGCCAGAGACAGAAGUUACCUAAGCAUAUUUAGGUUGUGGCAGAACGUACUAUUAGAUAAGAGCCUGACCAGACAGGAGUUCUGGCAGCUGCUCCAGCAGAACUAUGGCACGGAGCUGGGCUUAAAUGCUGAAGAAAUGGAAAACUUGUCCUUAUCAAUAGAAGAAAAUGUGCAGCCAAGAAGUCCAGGAAGAAGCAUUGUGGAGGACUCUGGGGAAAGGGAUGAAAAGUUCUCCAAGGACAUCCGCUUUCCACAGGAGUCAGUAAGCCGAGUCUCAGAAACUGAGUCCCUGGAUGGAAACUCGCCAAAAAGGGGAUUAGGAAAAGAAGAGCCCCAGAGUGAGAAACCUUUGAAAAAAAACCCUUCGCUAGCUUCGGGAAAGAGGUUAAGUAGAGCGCCCUCCAAAUCGCUGGACUUGAAUAAAAAUGAGUACCUUUCUCUGGACAAGAGCAGCACUUCAGAUUCUGUUGAUGAAGAAAAUAUUCCGGAGAAAGAUCUUCAAGGAAGACUUUAUAUCAACCGCGUUUUUCACAUGAGUGCUGAGAGAAUGUUUGAACUGCUCUUCACUAGCUCACACUUUAUGCAGAGAUUCACUACUUCUAGAAAUAUAAUAGAUGUGGUAUCUACACCCUGGACAGUUGAGUCUGGAGGCGAUCAGCUGAGAACCAUGACCUACACUAUAGUCCUCAGUAAUCCACUUACAGGGAAAUACACUGCUGCCACAGAGAAGCAGACACUGUAUAAGGAAAGCCGGGAAGCACAAUUUUAUUUAGUAGAUUCAGAAGUCCUGACACAUGACGUUCCCUACCAUGACUACUUCUAUACGCUGAAUAGAUACUGUAUCGUCCGAUCGGCAAAGCAGAGAUGCAGGCUGAGAGUUUCCACAGACGUGAGGUACAGGAAACAACCAUGGGGCAUUAUCAAGUCUUUAAUUGAGAAGAAUUCCUGGAGUUCGCUGGAGAGCUACUUCAAACAGCUCGAAUCUGAUUUAUUAAUGGAAGAGUCUGUGUUAAAUCAAUCCAUCGAAGACCCUGGAAAACUCAGUAGCCUACGGCGGAGAAGGCGGACCUUGAAUCGAACGGCAGAAACAGUUCCUAAGCUGCCCUCUCAGCGUUCUUCUAUCGAUGUGGGCUUCGAGGCCAAAGGGGAUGUUAUAGGAAAGAGAAAGACCGUGGACAGCUGUGACACCGCUCUGAUUGUGGUGAUGAGCAUUUUUUUGCUGUUGCUAGUUCUGCUGAACGUGACGCUGUUUCUGAAGUUGUCAAAGAUAGAACACGCCGCUCAGUCCUUCUACCGGCUUCACCUCCACGAAGAGAGAUCUUUAAAUUUAGUCGCUGAUAGGUUCUCAAGAACAGAAAAUAUUCAAAAGAACAAAGAUCAGGCUCACCGUUUAAAAGGAGUGCUCCAAGAUUCCAUAGUGAUGUUGGAACAGCUGAAGAGCUCACUCGUUAUGCUUCAGAAGACCUUCGAUUUACUAAACAAGAACAAGACGGGGGUGGCUGUGGAGAGCUAGCACCGAGCUGCAGAAAUCGGACACCUGGACCUGGAGACAACAGCUGGAAGGGAGCCGAGGAUGGAGGCUGUCACUGUCACAAGAACAGUUCUCAUAUUUUAUGUCUGGAUUUCUACUAGGAAAGCCUUAUUUAAAUAACACUUACCAAGUGGUUUCUCUCCAAUAGCCUUAAGACUCUAUCUUUUCACUUAUAGAUAUUUUUAAGCUGUGAAUUUCUCCAGUGAACCAUGAAAUAUAUUUUGGAAUUGAAAUUCUGUGACACAAAAGGGAAGGGAGACACCCUGGGCUCGGCGGCAUUUUUUCCUAUGCUGAGGCUUGUAACUUGACCUCUUAAAUUUAUCUGUUAGCACAGAGGCCCUGUGUGCCCAGUGGUCUGUGAGUUGUGUUCAUCACUGAGUUUAAGAGCCCAAAAAGCUACAGAAACAUUUUUUUUUUUUAGGCACAAACAUUCCAAGUUUGUAUCUUUAAAUGCUACAGUCUCUUCAUUGAUUUGGCAUGCAGGGUCAGUGGUCAAACCCUUUGAAACUCUGUGUUGUCUGAAAGAUUCAUGGGCCGUGUUGUAUCUUAAUGAAGGAACACGCACACACACACACACACACACACAAACUUAUAUGUACCAGAGGUGAGGUGUAGGAUACCUCAGAGUGAACUAUUUUUAGUUUUAGAAGCCAGAAGAUUAUGAUAAAAUCUGGGCAUUUCAUGAAAGAGCAAAUGAAUCCAUGAACUAUGCUUGGAUUCAGCCUAGCAGGGCCCGAUGCUGAAAGUGACCCACCUGGUUGAAAAUAAUCCAUCCUUUUUCAGUAGCUGCUAUAUAGUUUCAUUCUCUACACAUGUGUGUAGGCUGUGUCAUUGGCAAGUUACACGCUGGGCUACAAUAAAGACUGUGGAGUCCUUGCACACUGGCUGAAGUUGAGAGGCACAAACUCGGGAUUUCAGGAAAGCUGCUCAGGCAGUUGCCUCAGCACAAGGGGUUUGUGAAAAUCAGGACGUUGUGACCUGACAUCAGCUCCGACCCCCAGGAUUUAGGAAAAGUCUAGGACAUAAUUGUUUUGUUCUCUAGAGGGCUUUCUUCGUAUAUAUAUUAGACAGGGCUUCUCAACAGCUCUGGCUGUCCUAGACCUCACUAUUGUAGACCAGGCUGGCCUCGAACUCACAGAGAUCUGCCUGUCUCUGCCUCCCGAGUAUUGGGAUUAAAGGUGUGAGCCUCCACUGCCUGGCACAUAUAUUCUUAUUAUUUGAACAACCAUUACCUUUAGUGCAAUAUGUCACCAAAGUCAAAUGGCAUUGCUGACAACAGUUUUUGAGAUGCCUGUUAAAAAAAAAAAAAAAAAAAGAAAAUACGGACUGGAGCGAAGUGGGUUUCUCUGGAUGAACCCCAACUAAUCUACCUGGAGGGGGUGCAGAGUGGUAACUCCCGUUCGUUUUGUUCGCUUUUGUUAAGGACAUAUAAAGUUUCUCGCCGAGAGCAGGAGUGACUGGAGCAGAAAUCGGAAAUGGCUAAAUUUAGAAAAAUGUUAACCGUCGAAGGGAAUGUUUUUUUGUGGUUUCUCUCAAACUACUUUAUAAUAUACCUCAAGGAUUACCAACGUUACUUUGUAGAUAAAAGACUAAAUAUGUAUGCAGACUUAAUAAAUCUGAAUGUUAUGCAGUCUGACUUCAAUAAA
Messenger RNA from Microtus ochrogaster (prairie vole), 3678 nucleotides. RefSeq names its product GRAM domain containing 1C (gene Gramd1c). The record is from RefSeq and is a predicted model, not a curated record. Lineage: Eukaryota; Metazoa; Chordata; Mammalia; Rodentia; Cricetidae. Gene Ontology annotation, molecular function: cholesterol binding; cholesterol transfer activity. Gene Ontology annotation, biological process: intracellular sterol transport. Gene Ontology annotation, cellular component: plasma membrane; endoplasmic reticulum membrane; endoplasmic reticulum-plasma membrane contact site.